Akanthomyces muscarius is the source of this 1041-nucleotide messenger RNA. RefSeq lists its product as uncharacterized. The record is from RefSeq and is a predicted model, not a curated record. Bases 1 to 1041 code for a protein of 346 amino acids. Gene Ontology annotation, molecular function: nucleotide binding. The transcript has a single exon. Lineage: Eukaryota; Fungi; Ascomycota; Sordariomycetes; Hypocreales; Cordycipitaceae.
AUGCUGCGCUGGGGCAUUCUGGGCACCAGCUUCAUCAGCGACGUCGUGGCCAAGGCCAUUGUCGCCAGCAACAGCUCCCACAUCCAGGCCGUCUUUGGCCGCGACGAGCAGCGCCUCUCCGCCUUUGCCGACCGGUACGGCAUCGCCUCGCGCUACGCCUCGCUCGACGCGCUGCUCGCCGACCCGGCCGUCGACGUCAUCUACGUCGGGCUUCCCAGCCACAAGCACGCCGAGGCUGUGCUGCUCGCGACGCAGGCCGGCAAAAAGGCCAUCCUGUCGGAAAAGUCGCUCGCCACGACCAUGGCCGACGCGCACGCCAUGACGGCCGCCGUCCGCGCCGCCGGCGACGUCUUCCUCCUCGAGGGGCUCAUGUACCUCACCCACCCCGUCAUGGAGACACUGGCCGCCGUCAUCGCCGACGGCCGCCUCGGCCGCAUCCGCGGCGUCUCGGGCUACUACGCCGCCAGCAUCGCCGCCAAAGCCAACCCGCGCGGGCGCGGCACAAUCUACAACCUCGGCUGCUACCCGGUGUCGCUGCUGCACCUCGUCCUCGAGACGGCGUACGGCGGGGACUCCCGCGUCUGGAACGGGAGACGCUCCGUGCUGGGCCACGGCACGCUGGUGACGAGCGACGACGGCGUCACGUACGCGCGCGACGCGGCGCUCACGGUGCGUUUCGAGGAAGAGGGCGUGCUGGCCACGAUCCAGUCGUCCGACUCGUUUGGCAACGACUUUGCGUUUACGGUGCAGGGCGACAAGGCGUCGCUGACGUUUGUCACGAACCCGUGGCUGCCGCUGGCCGGGGACAACGUCUUCACGAUCAAGACGUACAAGGGCGGCGCGGUGGACACAAUCACCGUCUCGAGCAAGAUGGACGCGUUUGGCCACCAGAUCAAAAAGGUCGAGGAGUACGUCAACUCGGGCAUCAAGGAGGCUGCGCGACCCUCGCCGAGCUGGGACAACUCGGUUGAGAUUAUGGGCCUGUUGACGGAGUGGGAAGAAGACAUUUUUGCGCGUCACGGCGAAAAGGUUCAAGCGUAG